CUCAGCUUAAACGCUCUCCAGCACAAGUAUAUUAUUCCUUCCUCUCACCAAGAAGAAAAUGAAAAACAAGACAAGUUCCCUUCCGCAAGAAGGAGAGGCACGUCCUUCCAGAUGUCCGGAUAACAGUGCGUUCAAACAACAGAAGCUACCAGCUUGGAAGCCCCAGCUUACCAUUGCGGCUGUGCUGUCCAGCUUUUUUCUCACAGGCGUGUUCUGCCUUUCUGUGGGAGUCUGCCUCAUUAUAUCUGCAAACAGCGUCAGAGAAAUCCAGAUUGAUUAUUCAGAUAAGUGCUCAGAUUGUUCAAAACUUCGUGAAAAUUCCUCUAAUUGGAAUAAGGAAUGCCACUGCUCUGUUAAUUUCAUGCUAAAGGAAGAUAUGUUGGGUGACGUUUUUAUGUACUAUGGCUUGCAAAACUUCUAUCAAAACCACCGUCGAUAUGUGAUAUCAAGAAGUGACGCACAAUUGUUGGGUCGAAAUGUAAAUAUUCAGAAGAGCUACUGCGCACCCUUCACCACCUACCGAAAUGGGACACCCAUGGCUCCCUGCGGUGCUAUUGCCAACAGCAUGUUCAAUGAUACUAUUGAUCUGUUUUACAAUCUUAACUCAUCUGUUAUUCAAGUACCACUGCUGAAGACUGGAAACAGUUGGUGGACAGAUAAAAAUGUGAAAUUUCGCAAUCCAAAAUCAUACAAUCUCUCUUCUGCGUUUGCAGGGACAGCAAGACCUCCUUACUGGCAGAAACCGGUGUAUUUGUUAGAUGAGGAAGAUGAAAGGAACAACGGUUAUGUAAAUGACGACUUCAUUAUCUGGAUGCGAGUGUCAGCCUUUGCUACAUUCAGAAAUCUUUACCGUCGUGUCAGACGGAUAAGGCAGUUUGCAGAUGGCCUCCCAGCAGGGAAUUACACUUUUCAUAUUUCCUAUAACUUCCCUGUUACCAAAUUCAAGGGGAGGAAGCAUGUGAUUCUUUCAACCGUGGUAUGGAGCGGAGGAAGUAACCCAUUCCUGGGAAUUGCCUACGUGGUUUCUGGCACAGCAGCAACCCUGACAGGUUUUGUCAUAACUGUCAUCCACUUAAAGCUCAGAAAAAAGAAAACGUUCUUUCAGAAGUAAUAAGGCUCCCUGGCUUUCUGAACAAAGGCAAAGGUGUGUUGUAAAUGAAGAACGUGCAGUGCAGACCUUUCAUUCUUUCCCCUGAGCUCUGGAUCUGUUUCAGUAACAGGUUUGGGGAAUGUAAGCAAAUUGAGGGGUGGUGCUAUUCCAUCAUCCAAAACCAAAUGUACCUGAGGCUGCAUUCUUAUUUAUGUGUGCUCCUAAAUUUAUUUCCUGGGAAACUUGUAGUGAGACGAGCUUCAAACAACAGAUAACAUAG
This is a messenger RNA of Haliaeetus leucocephalus (bald eagle), 1370 nucleotides long. RefSeq names its product cell cycle control protein 50C-like. Gene Ontology annotation, cellular component: endoplasmic reticulum; plasma membrane; Golgi apparatus. The transcript is spliced from 7 exons. Gene Ontology annotation, biological process: phospholipid translocation. NCBI's taxonomy places the organism in Eukaryota, Metazoa, Chordata, Aves, Accipitriformes, Accipitridae. Bases 59 to 1111 code for a protein of 350 amino acids. The record is from RefSeq and is a predicted model, not a curated record.